Molecule: messenger RNA, 334 nt
Organism: Nestor notabilis (Kea)
Lineage: Eukaryota; Metazoa; Chordata; Aves; Psittaciformes; Psittacidae
Product: tumor protein p53-inducible protein 11
Exons: 4
Source: RefSeq, a predicted model, not a curated record
AUGGCGGCGAAGCAGCCCCCGCCGCUGAUGAAGAAGCACAGCCAGACCGACCUGGUGAGCAGGCUGAAGACACGCAAGAUCCUGGGGGUCGGCGGGGAGGAUGAUGACGGCGAGGUCCAUCGCUCAAAGAUUAGUCAAGUACUGGGAAAUGAAAUCAAGUUUGCUGUCCGGGAGCCCCUGGGGCUCAGGGUCUGGCAGCUGGUUUCCGCCGUCAUGUUUUCAGGGGUUGCCAUCAUGGCACUCGCUUUCCCUGACCAGCUCUAUGAUGCCAUCUUUGAGGAGGAACCAGCGAGCAGCAAGACUCCCAUCCGGCUCUAUGGAGGAGCCCUCCUCA